UUUUCAAUUAAUCCACACCAACAUCCCCGUUUUGAACAAAAUUUAAUAAGAACUAUCGCAAUGGAGAAUAAAACCCAAGAUGUACCGAAAAAAUGCUUCUGCGCACGAUGUUUUCAACCAAUAGAUGAAAAAGACAAAAUUGAAAUCGACGGCCAAAACUUCCACAGGAUGUGCGGAACGUGCUGUAUCUGCCGACAUAUUCCCGCGAAACUGAAGGUGUUCUACGGGCAUGUCUUCUGUGAAGAGUGCUUCAAGACGUUUGUUCUGGCGAGGAUCCGCGGCGAAACUCCUCAGGUUCAUGUGGAUAGCUGGUGGAUGAAGUUUGCGCCGGGAGCCAACGCACAGGGAACCGCUGGUGAAAACGCGCAGCAAUCGCCCAAGCCCGAAGCGAAUCCGGACGCGAAGCCCACGGAGCAGCCUGCUGAAGGCAAGCGGUGCAUGUGCGCCCGCUGCCUGCAGCCUGUCAACGAGGCCGACAAGGUGGAGAUCGGUGGACAGACGUUCCACUGCUGCUGCGCGAGAUGCUGCUCAUGCCACCAAGUGCCAAAGGACAACAUCAAGAUCUACUGUGGACAAGUGUUCUGCGAAGCCUGCUUCAACCAACAUAUCAUGAGCCGCAACAGGGAUAAUCCUACCGAGUUUUUCAGGAGCUGUUUUGAGCAAUGGCAGAAAAACCCCCAAUUCGCCGAAAACGUGAGGUUGUUUAUGGAGGGCAGCGCGAGCACGAAGGCGCCACUGAUCUUCAUGGCGCCCCCGACCUGCCGGGUCAGCGCGGAGCGAGAGGAAGUGGACUCCAAGUGUGCCUGAGUUGAAUAUGAGAAAUUUUACAGCCGCGACGCCCGCCUCGACUCCCACCUCUUGGGACCUCGCCAACGAUAACGGAACAGAGGUCUCGUACCCGGGGUCGGAGUUCCGAGCUUCGAUCAAGACCCCCAAUACGGCGGCUGCGGAAAAAAUCGAAAAGCUGACAAAAUACCUUCGAGAUACGUCAAGUCCUAAUACGGAAACGGAAACGCCGAAAAAAUGGAAAAGAGAUUCGUGCACUGGGAUGGCGAAUUGGAACCAUUUGUCACGGCCUAAUGUGUCGUCUAAAUCGAGUUGUCCUAAAUGUCUGUGGCAGUCCGGUACAAUUUAUGUCAAUAGUGACGACUAGUGAUCGGGAGUUUAGUUUUGUUGAAUAAAUUGUGGUUUUUGAA
Cydia fagiglandana is the source of this 1196-nucleotide messenger RNA. Its product is annotated as cysteine and glycine-rich protein 1-like. The record is from RefSeq and is a predicted model, not a curated record. The transcript has 7 exons. NCBI's taxonomy places the organism in Eukaryota, Metazoa, Arthropoda, Insecta, Lepidoptera, Tortricidae. The coding region runs from base 61 to 807 and encodes 248 amino acids.